Myzus persicae (green peach aphid) is the source of this 1741-nucleotide messenger RNA. RefSeq names its product out at first protein (gene oaf). The transcript is spliced from 5 exons. The record is from RefSeq and is a predicted model, not a curated record. NCBI's taxonomy places the organism in Eukaryota, Metazoa, Arthropoda, Insecta, Hemiptera, Aphididae. Bases 265 to 1080 code for a protein of 271 amino acids.
UAUAAUAGAAAAACAAUUCUGAUUUCAGAUUUUCCGAACAAUUUUAAUUAUAAUUUAAUAAUAGGUGCAAUACCUAUUAUAAUUAUUAUUUUUGUCCAAAUCAAAAACGAAAUGAUUAGGACAAUGGGAAUUGUCAUGUAGUCUUUAAAUUUGAUAUAUGAAACAAAUGCAUAGUAGUAUGUUAGAACAAAUUAUUAGACUAUUAAUUGAUUACAAUAUAUACCUACAAUGGUUAUAAUAUGAAAUUAUAGUUUAUGUGUAAAAAUGAACAAUAUUUUAAAAAAUUAUCUUUGUAUUAUUUACAUUAUCUUAAAUUAUAGUUGCAAUUUUUUUUGUUUAGUUGUUAACGUUAAAGAUCAGGAUGGCGGUGUUAUAAAAGAAAUAAUAUAUGCAAAUAUAACAGAUGAUACAAUUACAGUAGAAUUAAAACUACCUGACUCUACAUUAAUCACACAACAUAUUGAUUUCACAAAGGAAAUUCAAAUAGUACAAGUGUUGUUGCUUGGAGAAGAAGAACGUGGUCAAAAGCCAUAUCAAAUACUUUGUUUUGUCAACCAUGUACAUGCAAAUGAAUUCAUCUCACCAGAUGCGAUGUCAAAACUCAGACAAAAAAAUCCUGGUACAAUUCGAGUUGCAGAAGAAAAUAAGGGUGUAUUCAAUAUUACAAUAGAUAUGAAAAUUAAAUUAAAAGAUAGUAAUUAUAUAUCACAGCAUGUUGGAUUAUUAUGUUCUGAAGCACAAGAUACAACAUUUACUAGCAAAGUUGACAUUGAUAAAUGGGCUACUGUACCAGGCAUGUACUUGGGAAAUUUGUUACAAGCUGUUGAAUAUAUUAACUAUAAAUCACCAAACUCUAAUUUGAAAUUAUGUCGAGAUACAGGUAAAGUCUGGUCACACUGUUUAUGUACAAUGAAAGUAACCAUUCCUUGGUACCCUUGUGCGUUAAAAUUCUGUAAAGAUCAUAUUGGUAAAAAAUCAACAGCAGUUGAUAGUUAUCGAUGUGGUAUACAGACUUGUGGUAAAAUUAUGAAUUUUAUGUACAGUGUUAAACACAAGCAACAUUGUUUGACAAUUGAAUAACAUGUAUCAUUAUUGUUAUGUAAAUAUAAGAUAAAUUAAACUAUUCUGCUGUAUAUAAGUAAAUAAAUAUAUGAAUCCAGUUUUUAUUUAAAUUUUUUUAUAAUUAAUAAUAACUAACAUUUAUUCAAAAACAAUCUUCCUCAUUUAAAUUAGAAAUAUAUAUUUUAAUAAAAAUUCCAACACCACAAUUAUUAAUAUUACCAUCAAGAUGUAAAAAAGACAAGAAUCUAGUAAGAAAAUCAAGGAAGAAGUAAAAUGAUACCAAAGCCAGCCACGUGACUAUAGUAAAGAUCAUUCUAGAUGUCAGUAUUUAAAAAGAAAAGAAUACAUCCUGUGAACCCUAGAUGUAAAUGUCUAGUAUCCAUAUUGUUUAUGUAUACUUCCAUGCAUCAAGCUCGUCAACCCAAGUUGUAGAUUUUCAAAAUUCAGCACACUAAGUUUGCAUGUACACAUGGCAAAAACAGAAACUUUUUUAAAUCAUUCAUUUAAAAUGUAAUUAUAUGUAGGUAUGUAAAAACAAAUGCAUUUAAUCAAGUUGAAAUACUGAAUUCUUAUUAUACUUAAAUAAAAAAAUAAUUGUUUAUAAUAAUGUAAAUACUGCUAUUUUUAAAGUUGUUAUCAUAAACAAAUGCGUUCAAAUAAUAAAUUAUAAAAACUAAAA